Molecule: messenger RNA, 2589 nt
Organism: Caretta caretta (loggerhead turtle)
Lineage: Eukaryota; Metazoa; Chordata; Testudines; Cheloniidae
Source: RefSeq, a predicted model, not a curated record
AGAAAGUGGCUCGAGGGAGCCAACAGCUGGGGGGGGGUGAAGGAGAGGCGAGCACGUGAGGGGGGCCAGGUGCGUGGAGGGGAAGGAGUUGGAAGGUUGGUCCCCCCCUCCCGGCCCUUGGGCUCUGAUCUUCCACCCUCCCUCACCCUGACCUGGCUCCGGAUUGGGGCCCGGCUGGCCAUGGCAUUCGCCGAUGCCGUCCUGCCCUCCAUCAGCAGCCUGGCCGGCUUCUGCCACUUCCAGGAGAAGCAGUCGGAGAUUCUCAAGUGGUGGAAGGUGGAGGAAGAUGACCCGGACCCCCCAGUGCCCAGCCCCAUGGACCUGCCCAAGCCCCAUGGCUCCCUGCAGCUCAAGCAAGAGGAUGAGGAAUCCUGCUGGGACCUAGACUUCCUGCUCAGCAAUUUCCCCAGCACGGAGGCCGGUGGCCCCGGCCCAGGCAGGGGGUUCGAGGCAGGGCUUGGGCUGUGCCAGCCAGAGGGCUAUGAGGGGCAGAGCCCAGGCGGGUACACAUCGGGGGAUGGGCUCCCGGGCCCCACCAGCCUGGUGGCUGAGCUCCUGUCGGGGGACGAGCCCCUGGGCUGCAGCUCGGUGCCUCCCGGCUAUGCCCGCGGGCAAGAAAAGGGGGGAGCGGGCACCUUUGUGGCCCAUCUGCCGGCAUACCCCUCCAGGCCGGACUGUGAGGCCCAGCCCCCUGGCGAAUACAGGGAUCCCCGGCCCGUGGCCCUGCGGCAUGGCUACCAGCUGACGUACGGGGGCUAUGCCCCGCUGGCCCCCACCCUGCUGGCCCGGGGCGCCCCCUACUGCCAGCUGCCCCCCUACGGUCUGGGGGGCAGCUGCCAGGCCUUCUGUCACAGCCAGUACCAAGCCCGGUUCCAGCUGUACCGGGGCAGCCCAGCUCUGCUGCCCUCCCCAGCCCCUGCGGGCUACCUCGGCCUCCUGGCGCCGCCCCACCCGCUGGCCGGGGAGCUCCCAGCCAAGCCCAAGAGGAGCCGCAAAGCCUGUGCCCACAAGCGCCCCACCAGCCACACCUGCAGCCACCCCAGCUGUGGCAAGACCUACACUAAGAGCUCCCACCUCAAGGCCCAUCUCCGCACCCACACAGGCGAGAAGCCGUACCACUGCACCUGGGAGGGCUGCGGCUGGAAGUUCGCCCGCUCGGACGAGCUGACGCGCCACUACCGGAAGCACACAGGGCAGCGCCCAUUCCAGUGCCGGCUGUGCCAACGAGCCUUCUCCCGCUCCGACCACCUGGCCCUGCACAUGAAGAGACACGCGUAGGGGCCGCGGCCGCGCCGUGCCCCGCUCUGCCGGCGCCACGGACUGGUAGCGAGCCGUUUCAGCAGGUUCUGUUCUUGUCUUUCCCCCUCAGCAGCGACAAGCAGCAAGUGCCUCCUUGUUAAAUGUCAGAAGGGGGAAGAGCUACUCUGGCGUUAUAAACUGCAGGAGACGGGGUCCAGCAUCUUUCCCCUCCAGGGGGUGCCGGCUUCGCUUUGCUGCUGGCGUGGGGAACGGGCUGGUUCAGGGGCUGGGGACUGGGACAUGAGGCCUUUCCCCUCUAGAGGGUGCUGGCUCUGACUUCAAUGAUUAAAGAACCAGAUGUAGUUUCCAGCUCCAUGAAAUGAGUUUGAGAGCUCCUGCCACCCUCUGGGUAGGGGUGGGGAUUGGGCCAGGCCCAUGGGAGAAGGGUGAGGAGAAGCAGGGGGUGGGGGCGGGAGACUUCUCUGAAUGAACUGACUCCAUUCAGAACAGCUGCUGGUCCUGGCCUCAUCUCACAGUGGUGGCAACCAGACCUCACUGCUCAGCAUACACAAAUUGUGGGGGUCUUUGAAGGAUUAAAUUUACCCUGUGAGUAACUCUUUGCAGCUUUGGGGACCCAGUUCUUCUCUCUCCAUCCAUCAGUUCUGGUCGCAGGCAUCCGAAUUACAGAAAUUCUUUGUUUUCAGUGUGUUUCUCCCCCCGUGCAGUGUCUCUCAUGCCCCAUACUGUUAUCAGUGAAUGGGGAUUCCUCUUGCUGUGUCUUCUAUGCAGAAUCUACACCCCACUGUGUUUGAACCUCUCUAAGCCAGGAGAGGAUUGAAUGAAGUUAUUCCUUCUCCCCUGGCUCUUUGAAAGUGUGUCCUGGUGGAUUGAAAAGUAAGAGCUGCAAGGGACGACUCUGCGGAAGUAUCACAGAAACGCUUACCCAGCUUGUGACCUCUGUCAGGCUGGGUGCUGCACAGUGAGGGCCAGCUCCUGCUCUACAUUGCCUCAGUUUCCCCUUCACCUUGUGUCUCUGAAUGUGAAAGGGACUUGCCCUAGCUCAGAGAGCGGGUCUGUGGCCGAGUCGGGAGGAGAACCUAGGAGUCCUGACUCCUGGUAGGGGGCCCUGGCCAUUCAGCCAGGUUGCCUCCCCGAGCCUAGUGAAUAAGAGUGGAUUUUGUUUAAUGACUGCAGGAGGGUCAGUGCCCAGCCCAAGGGGUCCCGGCCUGGGAUUAGGGCCCCUGGCUGCUACUGUAAUGCACCUAAUAAAUCAUGUACAGUGCCCAGCACAAGGGGGUCCUGAGCACUACCGUAAUGUACCUAAUAAAUUGUGUACAGUGCCCGGCACAA